This is a messenger RNA of Megalops cyprinoides (Indo-Pacific tarpon), 2204 nucleotides long. Its product is annotated as beta-chimaerin. The record is from RefSeq and is a predicted model, not a curated record. Gene Ontology annotation, biological process: signal transduction; positive regulation of GTPase activity. Bases 314 to 1687 code for a protein of 457 amino acids. Gene Ontology annotation, molecular function: GTPase activator activity. Lineage: Eukaryota; Metazoa; Chordata; Actinopteri; Elopiformes; Megalopidae. The transcript has 14 exons.
CCGACAUGGCAGAGCCAGCGAGCUGCGCUCUUAUGCGUGUUUAACUAAAUGUUGCCAGCUUUGGCAGGGUAAUUGCAAUCAACAUAUCCGACCGUUAGCAAGCGCGUGGGACCACGGAGGAGUAAAGAAAUACAGCUGAAGAUCAGACAACUUAUACUAUGCUGUUCGUCUGUCUGUUUUAUGUUGAAUUAUUUUCAUUUAUAUAAAACACGCGACAGAAGGCUGUUAAGUGAGAUGGGCGCGCUACCAGAGCCGCAGCGCGAGCGCAUCUGAAGCGCCAGUGUGUAACCGAGCUCGAGGCAGCGCGAGCGGCAUGGCAGCGUCCAGUAACUCCAGUCUGUCCAGUUCGUCCGUCUCCUCCGAUGCUGAGGAAUACCAGCCACCCGUAUGGAAGUCCUACCUGUACCAGCUGCAGCAGGAGACGCCACGACCCAAGAGGAUCCUCUGCACAAAAGAGAUCCCCAGCAGACCCAAGUACUACGGCAGAGAGUUCCACGGGAUGAUCUCUCGGGAGAGCGCUGAGCGGCUGCUGCAGGGGGCAGAGGGAGCGUACCUCAUCAGAGAGAGCCAGAGACAGCCAGGAACACACACACUGGCAAUGAGGUUUGGAAGUCAGACUCUGAACUACAGACUGUUCUAUGACGGGAGGCACUUUGUUGGCGAGAAGCGCUUUGAGUCCAUCCAUGACCUGGUGACGGACGGGCUGAUUACGCUCUUCAUCGAGAGCAAGGCAGCGGAGUACAUCUCCAGGAUGACCAGCAGCCCCAUCUAUUCUGCCCUGCUGCACCCCCCCCGCCCCCUCCCACACCCACUGCCCGGCAGGGUCACCUUCCACCAGGGCGACCAGGUCUCCUCUUCUUCCUCCCCACUGAAGCUUUCUGCUCUGAAAGGGCAGGAGAGACAGUGGAGCUACGACAAGCCUCACAGAUUCAAGACGCACACCUUCAGAGGCCCGCACUGGUGUGAGUACUGCGCCAACUUCAUGUGGGGUCUGAUCGCUCAGGGCCUCCGCUGCUCAGACUGCGGUUUGAACGUGCAUAGGCAGUGCUCCCAGCUGGUGCCCCGUGACUGCCGGCCUGACCUGAGCAGGAUAAAGAGGGUCUUCAGCUGUGACCUCACCACACUGGUCAAAGCCCACAACACACAGCGGCCACUGGUGGUGGACAUGUGUAUCCGCGAGAUUGAACGCAGAGGUUUGCAGUCAGAGGGGCUGUACAGAGUGUCUGGCUUCACUGAGCACAUUGAGGAUGUGAAACUGGCCUUCGACAGAGAUGGAGAGACAGCAGAUCUCAGUGAGGAGGUGUACCCAGACAUCAACAUCAUUGCUGGAGCUCUGAAACUGUACCUGAGAGACCUGCCCAUUCCGGUCAUCACCUACGAGCUGUACCCCUCCUUCAUCCAGGCCACAAAGAUGGUCAGCUCUGAAGCCAGGCUGGAGACGAUCCAUGAAGCCCUGCUGCUGCUGCCAGCUGCUCACUACGAGACCCUGCGCUUCCUGAUGGCCCACCUGAGGAGGGUGACGGCGUUUCAGAAGGAGAACCUGAUGAGCGCAGAGAACCUGGCCGUGGUGUUUGGACCCACGCUGCUGCGGCCGCCGGAUCAGAGCACGCUGGCCUCCCUCAGCGACAUGCGGCAGCAGAGGCUGCUGGUGCAGCUGCUGAUCGAGAAUGAGGACAUCCUGUUCUAACUGACAGCGUCACAUGACUCAUGACAGAGGCCGGUUCUGUGUCUGUCUGACAGGCGUGACCCUGGACGACUGAACGCCACAAGGGGCAGCGUUUCCCCUUCGGCAGGAAACUUCGGUCCGUCAAGCAAGAAUCGCCGCAGAUAAUGGAAAUGGCUUCUGUCAGGUGAAUAUGUUUUGCCACUUUUCCAGCUGGCACUCUGUGUGAUUCAGGUACUUUAUACAUUUAUACAUUGAGUUCUUGAUCCGGAAAAAUUGCCAACAUUUCAUUUUUCAUACAUUAAUAUUUUGAUGAAAAGAUGUAUCCCACAACUACAAAUGUCCAGCAUUUUAAGGGUAGGAGUGGUUUGCAUUAAAAUCCGAAAGAGAGAGAUAAACUCCAUAAAGCAAAGUUAUUUGGUGUGUGGCCACGUGUAGCUGCAUAGUCCCACGCAUUACAGUAAAGAGAAAACCACAUCAAUUUUAGAGGAUCUUUUUCAUCGGCAGUAUUUUCCUGUUUUUUGUUAUAGUUAUUUCUACG